GGGCCGGGGCGCUCAGGCGGCGGCGGGCGCCGGCGCGCAGGGCAGCGGCCCGCAACAUGCCCAAAGCGCUCAAGGGCGACCACACCAUCGUGACCCCGCGGCUGGCGUAUGAGCCUGCGUGCAAGGGUCCUGUGACUCCCUCUGCCGAGGCCACCGCGGCGGUCAAGAGCCGCAAGACCCCGUCGCCCACCGCCAAGCCGCCGUCGCCGACCAAUUUCGCCAACCGCAAGACGCCCUCUCCAACCCCCUUCUCGCGCUCCGGGGGCCGCUCGCCGAUCGGUGGCCAGCGCAGCUCGCCCACCUUCAACAAGGGCGCGAGCUCUCCCACCCGCUUCGUCGGGGAGCGGCCGUCGGUGCGGCAGCCGCGCUCGCCGCAGGUGCGCUCUGCCUCGUCGGGAAGCCCCGACCCGACCGACUACGCGCGCACGCGGUCGCCCUCACCCUCUCCGAUGCAGCGCCCCGCCUCGCCAGCCGUCGGCAAGCGGCUCUCUCCAAAGCCGGCGGCCGCCAUGCUCCGCCAGUCCAAGUCGUCCAGCUCGUACGCCGAGCAGUUUGGCCGCGCCGAGCGCCGGCCGCGCCGCGACUCGUGUGACGCCGAGGACGAGCGGCUCACGCCACGCACCACGGUGGCCAAGCAGUCGUCGACGGUCGGCACGCAGACGGACCCGGUCGAGGACGAUGCGAGCGGCGCCGGCCAGCUCGUCCGGCCCCAGGCGACGCGACCCCGCCCGGGCGAGGCGUACGACGAGCGCUUCCUCGAAAACAUCGCAAAGAUCCAAGGCGAGCUGGCCAUGGCCGUGUGCUCGGGCAUGGAGCUCAUCGCCGAGCGCGGGGCAGGCGCAGCGAUGGGGGCCGCGGCGGCGGUGGGGCCGCAGACCUUUGCCGAGGCGGUGCUGACCACCAAGACGACGCAGCAGCGGUUUGACCAGCAGAUUCAGCAGCAGCAGCAGCAGCCGUGGCCGGGGCGCGCGCGGGCCGGCGAGGCCGCCGACACGCGCCGCUCCAAAAAGAGCGGGGAGCCUCCUGGGCGCUGGGGGGACGACCCAACCCGCAACCGCGGCCAACCGGGUCUUGGCGUCUUCCCCAUCGACGACGGUGGGCCGGUCUCCUUGCAGCUCGGCUGA
Emiliania huxleyi CCMP1516 is the source of this 1124-nucleotide messenger RNA. RefSeq lists its product as hypothetical. NCBI's taxonomy places the organism in Eukaryota, Haptophyta, Isochrysidales, Noelaerhabdaceae. The transcript has 4 exons. The record is from RefSeq and is a predicted model, not a curated record. Bases 57 to 1124 code for a protein of 355 amino acids.